This is a messenger RNA of Pyricularia pennisetigena, 285 nucleotides long. RefSeq lists its product as uncharacterized. The coding region runs from base 1 to 285 and encodes 94 amino acids. The record is from RefSeq and is a predicted model, not a curated record. The transcript is spliced from 2 exons. Gene Ontology annotation, biological process: mitochondrial respiratory chain complex IV assembly. Lineage: Eukaryota; Fungi; Ascomycota; Sordariomycetes; Magnaporthales; Pyriculariaceae. Gene Ontology annotation, cellular component: mitochondrion; mitochondrial inner membrane.
AUGGGUCGUCUCAAUCUUGAAGUGUUCAAGUUCGGCAUGUACGUCAUGUUCCCCAUCGGGGUCAUGUUCUACUUCGGCACGAACCUCGACAACCGCUUCACGGUCAACGACUUCUGGCCCAAACCCGAGCAGACGAACAAGAUACCGACCGACAGGGACGAGAUCCGCGCCGAGCUGGAGAGGCUUCGCACCCAGCGUCUGCUCAACAGGGACAGGAGGUUAGCAGCUGAGGCCGCUGAGGCCAGGCUGAGACCCCAGGCUCCAGAGGAGUCACGGACGGAAUGA